AUGACCCGUGACCCCUGUCUGACCUCUGACCGGGUGAAUAUCCCGCCCCCUGAUUGGCUGAGCUCACUAACCCGCACACACACACAGGUGAGCAUGGCGGCCCAGGUGUCCGCGGUGCUAAUGCUCCUGCUCGGACUCUGCUCCGGUUCCGAUCCGGACUCUGAGCGCGGGAGGAUGGAGCUGCGACGCGUGCGCAGCCUCGCCACUCAGCCCAGGUACGGAGAGUGCUGGGCGCGAGCUCUGGACCACCUAGACACGCGCUGCAGGGAUCUGACAUCAGAGAGUCAGAGGCGGAUCGCGCUGGGCUUCACUUUGUGUCACCUGAGCAGGUGUGUGUUUGUUUGUUUGUUUGUUUGUUUGUUUGUUUGUGUUUGUGUGUGUGUGUGUGUGUGUGUGGGGGGGGGGGGGGGUGGACAAAGAUCUGACAAACACGAAGUGAAAACGACAUCGAAACAAAAACAAUAAAAACAAAGACGUGGGAGUGCAGGGGCCUGGGGCCUGUUCUACGAAGCAAGUUCAACCUAGCUCAACUGAAGGCGGUAGCCAGCGGUCUCGCUAAACCAUAGACAUAAUAAAAGAUAGACCCCGCAUCGGCCGCUACCACGAAUGGGCGCUGUCGAGAAAUGCGGCCGCCAUCUUGGUCCGGUCAUCCGCCUUACUCUGCACCGCUGUUUAACCGGCGGAAUGAAGUCUGAGCGCAUUAAAUGAAUCAUAGUUCGCUCAAUACUACGUAAUUUUCUUUUCUGCAAACGCCAUUCAAAGAGGCAUGAUAGAGGCCAUUUUUUUUUUGGCGUUUUCAAAUACUCAGAAUGAAUUAAAUGAUAUUUUAGAACAUGGCAGCAGUGGCUGUAUUAUAGUAUAACAAUUAAUCAAGGAUAUAUCUAGGUUUGGAGCUAGGUUCCUGCUAUGUCUCAAUAAUUAUUAAUAACUGGCGGUUUUAAUAGGCCAAUUCAAUAUAUAUUGAUUUGAUUAUAUUUUAUUUAGUUUAAUUUUAUUUAUCCAUUUGUAGACACACACAAAUAAUGUCAUAUAGAAGCACUAUUUUAAUAACUGGAAAAUACACACAAAGAAAUACACACAAAUAUAUAGCCUACAUAUCAAAACAAUUUAAACACAAGAACAGCAUGACAGGACAGCAUCUAAGCUACAUAUCAAUUUGCUUGUUGGCUACAUAGCACAGAGGAAUCACUUGCUGUGAAUUUCUCCCUCUAACAGCAAUCUCCCACUUCUUCCUCAAGUUUUUGUCCUUAGGAAAUCUUCAAAAUGAAACAGGAGAUCACCACAAAGAAAUCUUUAAUAAAACAAAUAAUAAAACAGACCUCACUUUCUUCCUUCUUCUUUCUAUUUUAUUUCUUAACGUUUCUUAGAACAAAAGUUUUUCAAUCUAAUGCAAAUCUGUUGAUAACAGAGCAAAGUUGCUAUUAUUGUGAAUAAGCUAGCUGUUCGCAAAUGCUGUUUCCUUUUUGGAGUUGACCGAUAGUCUUCCUCUUUGGCCUACAAAUGACUCUACAGUCAAGUGUAAUGUUGAAAAAAGGUUUAAUCAUAACUGUGAAAAGUUAUUCCUUGAGCCCUGUUCUCUGCUGUCCGCCUGUUGGCACAGGAAUACGCUGCACAGUGCUCCGGUAUCGCUGAAUGAAUGAAUGAAUGAAUAUGAUCGACCGGAGCGUAUGGGAGGCUUGACCUGACCAAGAUGGCGGCCGCAUUUCUCGCUGCGCAGCACCCCCAGCGGGGUCUACCCUUUAUUAUGUCUAUGCGCUAAACGGUCUUACGACGCUGGUUAUCAACCUUGUAAGUUGAUCCAGCUUUCCUAUGAGCGCGUGCACGCAUGUAAGGCGGAGCCCGCCGCAUCUGACCAAUCGCGAACAUGGACCAGUCUGGAGCGUCAGAGCCGGAAGGAGAGCGAAGGACCGCAGACUUUACAAACGAGGAGCAGGAGACGAUCAUGAGAAAGUAUGAAGAAUGCAAAUCUAUCAUAAACCUCAAAAGCAACACCGUCGCUGCUGCAAAAGCACGGAGGGAAUGCUGGCAGAAAAUUAACACUGUUCAACAUGCGCUUUUAACUAAGGUGACCAGACGUCCCCGAUUUCCGGGGACAGUCCCCGAAUUGGAUGAUCUGUCCCCCGGCUAAAGCUGUCCCCGAAAAUGUCCCCGAUUUAAGCGUUUCAUGAAUGAGAACAAAAAUGUUGCAUGUGGGCAAGAACAACGGUUAUUACAGUAGGUAGGAGGCACAAGUGAGCAGUCCUGAACAACAGUAUUUACGGGGUUAUUACAAGGGGCGUGUGCUGCUACUAAAUAGUACCAAGCUGUUGUCUGUGAUCACACAGCCCCUGCCCAUCAUUCCGGAAAAGUAAGUGGGUCCGUGCAGUCCCUGAAAACUCUCGUGUGCCAGAGUGCUCGUCUGACAAUGCGAGCACCGAGGUCUAUAGGAUCCUCCAAGAACGGACAAGCCAUUGGUCAGUUGGCGGGGUUUUUAUACUCCGUGAGUUCAAUCUGGAACCUAACCUGCCCCGGAGCAGGUUAGCCGUUCAGCGUAUGUUGCCAUGGAGACUCGCCUCGCUAAGAAGUGAACCCGCGUCGUAGAACAGGAACAGGCCCCUGUUCUACGAAGCAGGAUUACUGCUUAGCGAGGGAACUUCGAGGGUAAGUUCGGGGUUUCCUGUUCUUUUUCGGCGUAAAAUUAAUUUAGGGUCAAACACACCAGAGAUGAAUGUUGCCGACCGCUUGUUUUUCUAGUUAUACCAACUUUAGUAAUGACCGCAGAUAACAAUACAGAGAGCCAUGCACUCAACCAAAAUGCCACUCUAUAGCCACAAAUAAUGCUCAGAACAGCACCUAACUUCAUCAACAGGACAUAUAGGGUCCCAGCUUUUUAACUUUGACUUCUUUAGCAGAGAAACUAAACACAACUCACCUACUCUCUUCCAGCAGCCGCUUGUUUGUAGCGAGACCUCAGGCGAGUCCAUUACAGACUACAGGGGGGUGCCGCUGCUCAAGGAACAACAUUUAUGGUAAUUUCUUCAUCAUUUCCUUUAAGUAAUAAUCACCAUAUUGAUCAUUUUGCACUGCAGACGCAGUAGUUCUUCUGCCUUAGCGUCUCGGUUUGAUUGUAUUUCCAUGAAGAAAUUAUCAUAAAUGUUCUUCCCUAUCCUAAUUUCUUAUCCUCCUUCUUUAUCUUCUUUCCCUAUCCUCCUUUCUUAUCCUCCAUUUCUAUCCUCCAUUCUAAUCAUCCUUUCCUUUCCUCCUUCCCUUUCCUCCUACUCUAUCCUCCUCCCCAUCCUUCUUUCCUACCCUCCUUCCCUAUCCUCCUUUCUUAUCCUCCUUCCCUAUUAGUCAAAGUUAAAAAGAUGUUUGGUGGCUAGUACUAUGGCUGGGACCCUAUAUAGUCCAUGAGCCAAGACCCCAAAAUUGACCCAUCAUAAUAAAUCAGGUGGGCAAUUUCUACUUUGUUUUUUUGAGUUGCUCCACAUCCCCAGUUUAUGGUUUGGCAUGAUAACCCUUGCAGACUGGUAGCUUAGUGAAGGUUAUCAUGCAUUUAAUCUAUGGAGUCCUGGAGCAGAAAUACCUGAAUUUCGUAUGGUACUUGUUUGCUAUUAUAGGGCUUGUGGACUACUUGUUGACUGCUCUGCCCCCCUCAGUCGUUCUGAUUUAUUCCUAAGUCAUUGGAGAACUGAAAAAAGUAGUUUGAUUUGUUGUCCAGAUGAAAUAUAAGACUUUGAUAGCCUUCUUUUUAAAAAAUAUUCAUAGGCGGAAAUAGCAUUUUUAUUUUUCUCAAUUGGGUAAUAUUUGCAUCAUUUUAGACACUGGAUUUGAAAUCUGACAAGUCUUACCUUUCAGCAGGUAUCAAAUUUAUGCCUGUAGCCCUUAUAGUUUUUGAAAUAUACAUUUUUAUCUGCAUGUUGUAAUAUGCAGAAUUUUGGCUAGAUUUGAUCAAGACUCCAGAAUAAUAAUAAGAAGAAGAAUAAGAACUUUAUUGAUCCCCAAAGGGAAAUUCAAUUGUCUGUUGUCUCACAUAAUAUGUCUAUAAAAGUUAUCUAUUAUUUACAUAAAAGUUAUAAAGCCUGAUGGCUGUUGGUACAAAAGAUCUUCUAAAUCUUUCUGUCCUGCAGUGAAGAGAGAGGAGCUGUCCACCACCAUUGGCCCUUUGGUCCAUCAAGGUGUUGUGAAGUGGUUGAUCCAUGUUCUUUACAAUAGACUCCACUUUCCUCAGUGUAGAUCUCUCCACCACAUCCUCCACUGAGUCCAGCUUGAGUCCUACCACAGAGCCAGCCUUUUUCACCAGUUUGUUGAGAAGUCUUGCAUCUUUGUGUUUGAUGCUUCCUCCCCAGCAGACUGCAGCGUAGAACAGCACACUGUAGAUCUACACCACAGACUGAUAAAACAUCUGCAGCGUCUUACUACAGAUGUCUAAUGAUCGGAGUCUUCUCGGGCAAAAGAGGCGGCUCUGCCCCUUCCUGUAGAUUAAGUCUAUAUUCUUAGAGCAGUCCAACUUAUUAUCCAGAUGUACACCUAGGUAUUUAUAUGAUGUCACCACUUUGAUGUCCACUCCACAGGUGUUCACUGGCUGAAGAGGGGGUUUGGCUCUAUGACCAUCUCCUUUGUCUUUGAGGUGUUGAGGAGGAGGCAGUUUUUGUGACUUCAGUCACUGAAGGCUCCUAUUAGAUCUCUGUAUUCAGCUUCUUGUCCAUUUCUGAUACAUGCCACAAUAGCGGUGUCAUCUGAGUAUUUCUGGAUGUGGCAGGACUCAGUGCUGUAUUUGAGGUCUGAUACGAGUCUGGUGGCUGCACUGCGAGGCGUGGCUAAACUGCUAAUGCUACUCGUGCCGUCAGCAGUAGCAGGCUGUACAGAGUCUACUCACAUUUUCAUGCUUUCCGCAUAUUCAGUGGGGAGGUACUUCUUCAAAUGAUUAAACAGAUUUGUUGUUUAGCUGAUUUUUGAGGGCACCCAUCGCCGACAUACCUUGCUCAUCGGCUUAAUUACUCGACAUAACUUUUGAGAUACCCAAACCAGCACCACACAGCAGACGUUGAAUAACUUCUCAACAAUAACAUCUUAGGAGAAUAACUCAAAGUCACGACUGACAACUAUCAUGCUGCCCUCAGCUCAGCGUUUAGCUCCAUGUUCGGUCAUUCUGUUUACUUCUCCUGUUUACUUCUCCAGCAUCUUACAGAAGUGAGCAGGAAAAGCUCGACUCUGAUUGGCUGUUGUGACGCACAUUUCCGCCAUGUUUGAUCGAGUAAAUAUGCUCUCAGCCGAUCACCGUGAUCAUAUAAUCUCAAGAUCACGAUCAUAUAAUCGCCCAGUCCUCGUUAUGAUUUCACUAAAUUCUCUUGGAACAUAAUAUGGCCGAAGAGCAACUGUCAACAGUUCAAUAUCUGGACAACACAAGUUCUCCCUGACAGUUAUGUGUGAAGGGUUACACCAUCUCUGGUUGAGAAAUAAAGCCAGACCUCCUCCUUUCUUCUUGCCACUAGCUUGAGCAUCUCUGUCUGACCUUAUGAGAGUGAAGCCAGGUAGAUCCACACUGGAGUCUGAGUUGUUUUGAUUCAACCAGGUUUCAGUAAAACACAGGAAACUGCACUUACGGUAUGCUCUCUCAGUCUUCACCAAUAUCUCCAUCUUAUCACUUUUGUUGGGCAGAGAGUUGACGUUUCCCAUAAUGAUUAAUGGAAGAAAGGGUUUAUAUCGCCACCUCCUAGUAGUGCAAUGGAUAGCACAUUCUUUACCUUUUUUGUGUUCGUCACCUUCACUGGAUUCAGUGGCCAUGUUUUUCCUAGGCCAUCCAUCAAGUUUCUAAAACACUGAGAUAAAACGUAUUUUAAAGGGGUUGUGAGAAUAAUCUGCUAAUUCAAAUGUGCAGUAUGCAGCUUGCCCCUUUUAAAAAUGUGAAUAAGCCUACAAAGUUCUAUACAUUCUAGUACAACCUGUGUGUGUGUGUGUGUGUGUGUGUGUGUGUGUGUGUGUGUGUGUGUGUGUGUGUGUGUGUGUGUGUGUGUGUGUGUGUGUCUGCAGCUUUAAUUUGUUUAUCUUUCAGAUCAACAAGCUAGCUAGCUAGCUAGCUUGCUGGGUAGCAUUUGCUAACACAACUAUCAUUCUGAUCAGCAUUAUAUUUAUUGGCUUUCUCCCAUAUCAUUUACGGUACAUUAUUGUGACAGCAGGUUCAUUGUUUUUGUGGUUUCAUUUCACCAAAUUCAGUUCUAUCUCCUCCUCUAAUGAAACAAUAUCUCCCUCCCAAUCGUUUGUCUCAGCAAACCUAGCUAGCGCUGUAGCAGCAGUCACAUCCCCAGUGGCAUCACUUCACCAGUAAUAGUCAUAUCAAAAUAUAACACACCCCCAAAUAUUUUAUUUUAUCACCAGAUGUGUUUGAUUAAUGUAGGUUGAAUAAUUCACAUGGGAAACAGAAAAUCUUUCUUACCUGAGUGAUUGAGAGAUGAGAGUAACAGCUUGGAAAUGUCAGAAGCCAGAAAAUCUUGUUGUGCAUGUGAACAUAAAAAUGUGUGUAUUUCCAAAAUAUAAGGGCUACAGGCAUAAAUUUAGGUACCUGCUGAAAGGUAAGACUUGUCAGAUUUCAGAUCCAGUGUCUAAAAAUUAUGCAAAUAUUACCCAAUUGCUCUGCUGAGAAAAGAUACACAAGAGAAAAAUAAAAAUGCUCUUUCCGCCUAUGGAUAUUAUUUAAAAAGAAGGCUAUAAAAGUUUUCAAUUUCAUCUGGACAACAAAUCAAACUAUUUUUUUUAGUUCUCCACUGACUAAGGAAUAAAUCAGAAUGAUUUAGGGGGGCAGAGCAGUCAACAAGUAGUCCACAAGCCCCAUAAUAGUAAACAAGUACCAUAAGAAAUUCAGGUAUUUCUGCCACAGGACUCCAUAGAUUAAAUGCAUGAUAACCAUAACUAAGCUACCAGUCUGCAAGGGUUAUCAUGCCAAACCAUAAACUAGGGAUGUGGAGCAACUCCAAAGAACAAACUAAAAAUUGCCCACCCGAUUUAUUGCAAUCAGUGGUCUGGCUCAUGGACUAAUAUGUACUGUUGAUGAAGUUAGGUGGUAUUUUGAGCAUUAUUUGUGGCUAUAAAGUGGUGUUUUGGCUGAGGUGUGUUUAUGGCUCCUCAGACCACUGUGUAUUGCUAUCCUGAGGUCAUUACUGAAGUUGGUAUUACCAGAGAAGCAAGCGGUCAGCAACAUUCGUCUCUGGAAGGGGUGUCUAACUUGGUGUCACGGUGUGUUUGACCCUAAAUUAAUUUUACGCCGGAAUAUUCCUUUUACUGUUCUGUCCAAAAACUUCUGUGUCUUUUUCCGAGUUAUCUGUGUUUAGUUAUAAUAUCCAAAUAUCGAUCACAGACAAUCCCUUAAAUUUGAAUCCUUGUUUGCAUGACUUUUGAAAAAACUUUCAUUUUUCCACAUUAUUGUCAUAUUUUGAGCUGCAUUAGGGUUUAAAGGCCACGACAUUAAUGUGUCACAGUCAACACAGUGCUCUAACACAUUACACUUUUGUUAAAGAAACAUCACUCACAGGUAACUCACAGGUAACCCCGAACUACCCGGAUAAUUAAACAUGUAUGCUGAGGUACAGUGUGUUGUUAUUAGGAACAUUAUCAGAAAAGUCUUGGACUGAAUAAAGUGAAAUAUUCAUGUUUUUAAAACUAGUGUCUGUCUUUCUCAGCUCAGGCAGGAGAUUACCGUCAUGUCCUGAGGGGUCAGAGGUCAGCAGGUGCACAGGUGCGAUGGAUGCUGUGGCCUUUAACACUUACACAGAGUUCUUCACUCACACACACUCCAUGUGUCACUUCCUGCAGUCUGAAGCCUGGCAGAGCCGAGCUGAAAGCACCAUGUACAGGUAAUACCCACACCUGCACAGGUAACACACACACCUGCACAGGUAACACACACCUGAACAGGUAAUACACACCUGAACAGGUAACACACACACCUGGACAGGUAAUGCACACUUGGACAGGUAACGCACACACCUGGACAGGUAAAGCACACACCUGGAUAGGUAACGCACACACACUUGGACAGAUAACGCACACACACUUGGACAGGUAACGCACACACCUGGACAGAAAAUGCACACCUGGACAGGUAACGCACACACCUGGACAGGUACAACACAAACCUGGAAACGUAACACACACCCCUAGACAGAAUACGCACACAUCUGGACAGGUUACACACACCUGGACAGGUAACACCAUAGACUGUAUAAAGAAUAGACAUAAGCUGUGUCUCAUUUCACAGACCGCAUCGGGAUAAGCACUAAAUAUCCGUGAAUGACAUUGAGCUUUAGUUUAUGAUAUGAAUCCAGAUGCCAUAAUAAGGCGUUGGUGUCUCUGCAGGUGUAGGCUACCGUUGGUGUCAGAGACGUGGUGCUCGUCGGAGCUCGACUCCCUCUGGAUCACAAAUGUUGAUCAUCAUCAGUUUGAUUGUUUCUUCAGAAACCACAAAAACUCUCUGAAUGACCUGCUGAUACAUCCACAGAUAACCCUGCAGAUGACCAGCUACAGUCAUUUCCCCCUCCACAAAAGCAGCUUUAUGACUUUAUUUACUUUAUGACUUUAUUCUCCUAAAUUUACAACUUUAAUCUCUAAAUCUUAAAAGAAAAAACAACUCAAUGUUGUCCUGAUCCUCUGCUGUAGUUUUUUUCAGUUUUCUUAUUUCUAAUGUUUUUGAUAGUUGUAACACAGCGGAUCAGUUCGUCUCUAAAUCUAUAAUGUUUGGUUUACAGAUUUUAGUGAGUUCAGAGAUCAUGCUCUCAUACAGCCUGAGCUGACUGUCUGCUGUUUUUAGAUUUCUUUUAUUUUCUUUGAGGACACGCUGCGUCUCCAAGCGAGUCCAGCCUCUCACCCGAAAUGCACAGCUGUGCAGCGGCACGCAAAGAAUUCUGGAAUACCAACAGCACGAAAGCGUGCAUAAAUGCACGCUUGAAAAAUGCGAAGCGCUUAGCAUUUCUUAGCAUUUCGUGCCAAAUGGGACACCGUUCGCGCUGCGUGAUGACAUCAUGCACGCUUCAAAUGCGCCGUUCUCUGAAAUGGGACACAGCCAUAGUCUGCCUCCUCGCUGGGUGAAGCCACUCCGAGAACAGCACCCUCUGUUGAUGGGCUGCAGUAUAGGUCAUAAAUCCCGCCUCUGUCAGCAAAGCUUAUGGGGCUGUGGACAAACUUUAGAAAUUUAUUACACAGAACAUAAUUUUUCUCCCGCCUGCUUGUGAUGUUGACAUGUAGUUACUGUCAGACUGGUUUGUACUCAAGUCCUCUUUUUUUCUGUGAAGCUCCGUUUUUAAAAGUUAUUAGGGGGUUCAUGUUUUCUAUGAUUGACACUUGAUAUAGCCUAUGGGCGUUCAGGGAUUGCGUAGCUCUCCUGGGGGAUACACAGUUUGAGCCGAGCGUCAUCACCAGCGACUCCCGGCCACUGCGCGCCCGAAUGCGCGUAUCGCUACUGCACAGCGCUGGUUUCAAGAAAUGAAGAAAAAUCCCUGAGAUACUGAGAUGUAUUUGGCUUCAAAUCCGUAUACAGGCGGUAGGCGGAACCAAGUUGUCCAUAGUAUAUACAGUCUAUGGGUAACACACACACCUGGGGCCUGUUCUACGAAGCAGGAUUACUGCUUAGCGAGGUAACUUAGAGGAUAAGUUCGGGGUUUCCUGUUCUACGACGCGGGUUCACCUCUUAGCGAGGCGAGUCUCCAUAGCAACAUACGCUGAACGGCUAACCUGCUCCGGGGCAGGUUAAGUUCCAGAUUGAACUCACCGAGUAUAAAAACCCCGCCCACUGACCAAUGAGCUCUCUCGAAAAACGGCUUGUCCGUUCUCGGAGGAUCCUGUAGACCUCGGUGCUCGCAUUGUCCGAGGAGGAGCACUCCGGCUCGCGAGAGUUUUCAGGGAGAGUUUUCUCCGGAUGACCACCUUUAUGAAAGGCUCAUAUGGCCGACAUAUUACACAAAACAUGUAAACACGAUAGGAAUGAACAAAUGAAUGAAUUCAUCUUGGGAAUGAUGGGCAGGGGCUGCAUGAUCACAGACAACAUCUCGGUACUAUUUAGUAGCAGCACACGCCCCUUAUAAUAACCCCGUUAAUACUGUUGUUCAGGACUGCUUACUUGUGCCUCCUACCUACUGUAAUAACCGUUGUUCUAGCCCACAUGCAACAUUUUUGUUCUCAUUCAUGAAACGCUUAAAUCGGGGACAUUUUCGAGGACAACUUUAGCCGGGGAUAGAUCAUCCAAUUUGGGGACUGUCACCUUAGUUAAAAGCGCAUGUUGAACAGUGCUAUUUCAGGGUGAUAAUGACAUCAAAGAUUUAUUUUCUGCCAGCAUUCCCUCCGUGCUUUUGCAGUGGCAACGAUGUUGCUUUUGAGGUUUAUGAUAGAUUUGAAUUCUUCAUACUUUCUCAUGAUCGUCUCCUGUUUCUCGUUUGUAAAGUCUGCGGCCCUUCACUCUCCGUCCUGCUCUGACACUCCAGACUGAUCCAUGUUUGCGAUUGGUCAGAUGCGGCGGGCUCCGCCUUAUAUGUGUGCACGCGCUCAUGGCAAAGCUGGAUCCACUUAUGAGGUUCAUAACCAGCGUCGUAAAACCGUGUAGCGAGACCGCUGGCUACCGUGCUAAGUUGAGCAAGGUAGCUCCAAGGCUACCUCGCUAGGUUGAACUUGCUUCGUAGAACAGGCCCCUGGACAGCUGGAAAAAUGUGAGUUACAGCAAAGACACCUGAACGAGACAACAAUUAAAACUUCAUCUGGUGGAGUCUGAUCGAGUGAACAGGGGAAAGUAGGGCUUUAGAUUUCUGUCCAUCCAUCUGUAAUGACGCACACACCUGGUGAGGUAACAUUCCCACUAGUUAAACACACAGAUACAGGUAACACAAAUGUACAGGUAUCACAACUGUACAGGUGUUAACAGGUGUAACAAUGAGUACAAAUAUAAAGUAAAUGUAGUGCAUCUGUUUCAGGUUAACGGAGAGCUCAGCAGGUGUCGCUGAGCAGCUCCUGACCACCAGGCAGAUGGCUGAAGACCUGAUUGACGCCCAGAGCGCUGCCUUACAGGCACAGCAGGAGCUCUUGAACAACGGCGAGGAGCUGAGAGUCACCCUGAGAGACUCCACACAGGGUAAAAAAAAAUACUCACACAACUUCAGAUGGAAGUCAAGGUGACAAUUCAGCCAUGUAAGGCACCUGACACAGGUACAAACUCAACCUGACAGAUCUGACCCACAGUUAAAAUCAUCACAUCCUGACAGCAUCUGCCCAGGGAAAAAAACUCCAAUCCUAACAGACUGUACUCCGGGUUAAAAUAGUCACAUCAUGAGAGACUCAAAGUACUCGACUUACAGUAUUUUCCACCUGUUCAGUCUGCCCCCUUGUGGACAAAAUAUCUACGUGCCUCUCAUAUCAUUGUUGUAUUUCGCCCAGAUGUUACCUGACCCUCCUCGUGUCUCUCCUUGUGUUUCCUGUCUACCUGUUCAGGUUUGCAGGCAGUGUUCUCCGACCUCAGCAGUGUCUCCAGGGAGCAGCAGGUGGCGCUGUCUGAGCUCUUCAACAGAGUCUCCUUCCUGCAGAGUUUCCUGCUGAUGGAGGCCCACAGUCUGAGCUCCUGCUGCUACAAUGCUGCUGCUCUGUGCACCUCCUUCCUGCUCACCUCAACCCAGCGCUCCUCCAAGGCCAGGUAACUCCUCCCACCUCCACCCACAGCCAGGUAGUCUCCACUGACUCCAUCUCCACCCAGGGAGUGUUACUUUGGUGUCUGUUUGUGAUUGUAGGUUGGCGCUGUUGAGUUUGGUGUGUCUGAACUUCUACCUGGAGAGGAAGAUCUACCAGUUUGUGAUCAACUCUGAUUAUCCUGAACACACACACAUGGUGAGCUAACAUGCUAAUGCUAAUGUCAGACAUUCUGAGUGAUGACUGUCUCCUGGAGGAGAUAGGAAUGACCAAUCCAAGCCCAGUAAUUCUAGCCAAUCAGAGGCUAAGGAGAUAGAGACCUUGUCAUACCAUCCUAUGAAAAAAAACCCUGCCUCCUGCAGAGGUUAGUUAUUGGCAUAAGUAUUUGUAAAAAAACGACUUUAUUCUUUUGUAAAAUACUUUAUUCUUUCAUAAAGUAAUGACUAUUUUUCUAAAAAAUAAAGACUAUUCUGUCGUAAAGUAACGACUUAAUUCUUCUGUAAAAUAACGACUUUAUUCUUUUGUAAAAUCACAAUUUUAUUCUUCGUAAAGUAACAAGUUUAUUCUUUUAUAAAGUAAAGACUUUCUAUCGUAAAGUAACGACUAUCCUUUUUUAAAAUAACAACUUUAUUCUUUUGUGAUCUAACAUCUUUAUUUUUUGUAAAAUAACAACUUUAUUCUUUUGUAAAAUAAAAAUAUUAUUCUUUCGUAAAGUAACGACUUUAUUCUUUUUUAAAGUAACAACUUUAUUCUUUUGUGAUCUAACAUCUUUAUUUUUUGUAAAAUAACAACUUUUGUAAAAUAAAGAUAUUAUUCUUUCGUAAAGUAACGACUUUAUUCUUUUGUAUAGUAACAACUUUAUUCUUUUUUAAAGUAACAACUUGAUUCUUUUGUAAAGUAACAUCUUUACUCUUGUAAAAAACAACUUUAUUUUUUGUAAAAUAACGACUUUAUUCUUUUGUAAAAUAACAAUUUUACUCUUUUGUGAGGUAAAAACUUUAUUUUAUAAAGUAACAAUUUUAUUCUUUCGUAAGUAACGUCUUUAUACUUUUGUAAAGUAAUAACUUUAUUGCAAAAUCAUGACUAUUCUUUUGUAAAACAGCUUUAUUCUUUUUCAAAGUAUCGACUUUAUUGUUUGUCAAAUAACAACCUUAUUCUUUUGUAAAAUUACGACGUUAUUUUUUGUAAAGAAACAACAUCAUUCUUUUGUAAAGAAAAACUUUAGUAUUUGUAAAGUAACCACUUAAUUUAUUCUAAAGUAAUGACUUUUUUCUGUGGUAAAGUAACAACUUUAUUCUUUCAUAAAGUAACGUCUUUAUUCUUUGUAAAGUAAUGCCUUAUUCCAUCAUAAAGUAACAAAUUUACUCUUUUGUAAGGAAACCACUUUAUCUUUUCGGUAAGUAACAACUAUAUUCCUUCUUUGAGUAUUGACUUUAUCCUUUUGUAAAGAAAUGACUUUAUUCUGUUGUACAGUAACGACUUUAUUCUUUUGUGAAUUAACCACUUUAUCCAUUCGUUUGGUAACGACUGUAUUCUUUUGUAAAGUUAUGACUUUAUCCUUUUGUAAAGUAAUGACUUCAUUCUUUCGUAAAGUUACAAAUUUGUCUUCCUGUAAAAUAAAAACUUUUGACUCAGUCCUAAAAAUAUGAGAUUCUGGUCACAAACAUCUAGUUUUGAGACAUGACGACAUUUUUCUUUAUCAAACAACCUUCAUAAAUUAAUUUUUUCCUUUACUUGGCCCCUUACACUUUGUCUUAUAAUAAAAUCACUUUUUCUGAAAAAAAAAGGAAUUAUCUAAAUGCUUUUAAAAAUCAUUUUUACAGGUAGAGAAUAAAUCACUAAAAGUACCCGAACCGCCAACAGGGGGCACCAGAGUUAACUUAAACUAUAAGUUACUAGAAAGAGCUUUAAAACACUGGGAAGGAUGUACAGUUUGUGAUUAUUGACUUACUUUAGACACACACACACACACGUAUGAUUUUAGAUGUUUUUAAAAAAUUUGAACUAAAAUAUCAAAACAUGAAAACAAACAGGAGAGGAUGAAUAAACAGAUGAUUAAUGUGACAAUGGACCCGUUAUCUUUUUAUAUCUGAGAUCUGAAGGAGGUAAAAUUGUGUGUGUGUGUGUGUGUGUGUGUGUGUGUGUCUAGGAGCUGGUCAGUGGGUACGUGAGUGUGUUGCGUCUGGUCAUGGUGUGUGUUGGAGUGUGUGUCCUGCUGUGUGUGUGUGUUAGGUACAGAGAUCCGGUACAGCAGAGUCUGCAGGUUCUACAGCAGCUUAGAGAGACUCAGAGGAGCCUUCAGGAGGCGCUGCAGCACGCAGGUGAGUCUGCAUGCUCUACGGUCUAGACCCCAGUGGGGGGCAUGUCCUCCUACCUGAGGUUGGUAACCUCAGUGAAGGUUCCUCUGGUGUUCCUCCCUCCUCUUGAUUUUAGUGUUCUGGAUGCUUCCUGCUCAACUUGUGACUCGAGCGCCCUGAGAGUGGCAGCAAGUCACAGCAGCUCCUCACAGACUUACGUUUUUGCCUUCUUAUUGUUGUUUUUUGGCACCUUAUUUGUCUUUCUUUUUAGCAGUGUUGUGUCUUGCAUAUUCCAACCAUGGAUGUGCAUUUCAUGACUCUUGCGCUUUGUUUUCUUUUACUUUUCGGAGUUUUUAAGUCCGCGUCCGGUGACCCAUUCAGCGGCCCCAUUGUUUACAGCCGUGAACAGCUGUUGGCACUGCGCCAAGCCCGGCCACCUUCGUGGGAGAGACCGGACAUCCCCGCUAAGCUCCGCAGGAGAAGAAGAGGAUGCAGAGCUGGAGUUCAGCAUCGGGCAAAGCGGAGACGUUACAAACCAACUGUCCCGUCCAUCAUCAUGGGAAACGUGAGGUCUCUCCCCAACAAGAUGGAAGAGCUCACAGCGCUGACUCGGCUGCAGUGGGAGUACCGGGACUGCAGCCUCAUGAUGUUCACGGAGUCAUGGCUGAACAAACUCACUCCGGACCUGCUCGUAACUUUGGAUGGAUUUCAUCUCGUCAGAGCGGACCGGAGCGUGAGGGAGAGUGGUAAGAAGAAAGGAGGCGGGAUAGCGGUGUAUGUGAAUGAGAGAUGGUGUAAUGCUGGGCACGUCAGUGUUAAAGAGCAGCUCUGCUCUAAGGACAUUGAGCUGCUGGCUGUGAGUUUGCGGCCAUAUUACCUGCCGAGGGAGUUUUCGCACGUCAUCGCGUUAACUGUUUACAACCCCCCCUCGGCUGAUGCUGCUGCAGCCUGUGAACUCCUCCAUAAUGAAGUGUCCAAGCUACAGACAUCUCACCCUCAGUCUCUGAUCAUCAUCUCUGGAGACUUUAAUCAUGCAUCGCUCUCCUCCACUCUCCCUACCUUCAGCCAGUAUGUAAACUGCCCAACAAGAGACAAUAAAACUUUGGACUUACUGUAUGCAAACACCAAGGAUACAUAAACCUCCUCCCCCCUCCCCCCACUGGGCCGCUCAGAUCACAACCUGGUGAGACUGCAGCCCAUUUACAUACCUAUGGUGAGGUGGUCUGAGGAGGCCACUGAGGCGCUGCAGGACUGUUUUGAGACCACAGACUGGGAUGUACUGUGUGGCCCACAUGGUGAUGACAUCGACACCAUGACAGAUUGUAUCACGGACUAUAUAAACUUCUGUGUUGAGAACACCGUACCCACCAGGAAAGUACGGUGUUUCUCCAACAGCAAACCCUGGGUAACCCCUGAACUUAAAGUCCUCCUGAAGGAGAAGAGGAGGGUCUUUAAAUUCAGGGACAAGGAGGAGCUGAGGAGGGUGCAGAAGGAGCUGAAGAAGAAGAUCAGAGAGGGGAAGGCCAGCUACAAGACCAAGAUGGAAAACCUUCUGCAACAGAACAACGCGAGGGAGGUCUGGAGGGGCCUGAAAUUCAUCUCAGGUCACAGCUGGGGCCACGAGAGGGGACCUGAAGCAGGAGACAGGGAGUGGGCCAACGAGCUGAAUCUGUUCUUCAAUAGAUUUGACUCUGCUCCCACUCCUCCUCUGACUCAUCAAACCAACAACCCAUCUGCUGCUUCUUCUUCACACCACCUCAGUUCUAUGGCACCGGCAUCAUCAACCCCCCUCCACUCAUCCUCCACCACCCCCUCUAGCACCACCCCCAGCCUCUCCAUAACAGCUGACCAGGUGAGAAGUGAGCUGAGGAAGAUGAAGCCAAGGAAAGCCACGGGUCCUGACAGCAUCAGCUCCAGACUCCUGAAGGACUGUGCAGACCAGCUCUGUGAGGUGCUACUGCACAUCUUCAGCUUGAGCCUGAGUCUGGAGAGGGUCCCAACACUGUGGAAGACUUCCUGCGUGAUUCCUGUCCCCAAGACAGCACACCCCAGGGAGCCCAACCACUUCAGACCUGUGGCCCUCACUUCUCACCUGAUGAAGACUCUGGAGAGGAUCGUGCUGAGGAACCUCCACCUCCUGGUGAGCUCUCAUCUGGAUCCUCUGCAGUUUGCGUACCAGCCGAACAUCGGGGUGGACGACGCAGUCAUCUACCUGCUGCAGAGGUCCAUGGCUCACUUGGAGAACACCGGCAGCACUGUGAGGGUCAUGUUUUUUGACUUCUCCAGAGCUUUCAACACCAUCCAGCCUUCACUGCUCAGGGGGAAGCUCAAGAGGGCGGGAGUGGACUGUCACCUAGCUGCAUGGACCGUGGACUACCUCACCGACAGACCACAGUUUGUGAGGCUUCAGAACUGUGUAUCGGACAUGGUGGUCUGCAGCACGGGGGCUCCACAGGGGACAGUGCUCUCCCCCUUCCUCUUCAGCCUGUACACCUCAGACUUCAGCUACAACUCUGGGAGCUGUCACCUCCAGAAGUUCUCUGAUGACACAGCCAUCGUCGGAUGUGUAUCAUCAGGGAAUGAGCGGGAAUACAGGACUGUCAUCACUGACUUUGUCAACUGGUGUGGCACAAACCACCUCCAGCUCAACUCCAGUAAGACAAAGGAGAUGGUCGUGGAUUUCCGCAGGAGGAGGACACCUCAGACUGUUCCAGUGAACAUCCAGGGUCUGGACAUUGAGAUGGUGGAGUCCUACAGAUUCCUGGGUGUCCACCUUAACAAUAAACUGGACUGGUCAACAAACACAGACGUCCUGUACAAGGAGGGCCAGAGUCGUCUUCACCUGCUGAGGAGACUGAGGUCCUUUGGAGUGUGCAGGACUCCGCUCAGGACUUUCUAUGACUCUGUGGUAGCAUCUGCACUUUUCUAUGCAGUGGUCUGCUGGGGGGCAGAAAGCACCAAGAGGGACAGGAAGAGACUGAACAGACUGGUCAGGAGGGCCGGUUCUGUCCUGGACUGCUCUUUGGACUCCCUGGAGGAGGUGGGUGAGAGGAGGAUGUUAGCAAAGCUUGUAUCCAUCAUGGACAAUCCCUCUCACCCACUGCACCAGACUGUGGGGGCUUUAAGCAGCUCCUUCAGCAGCAGACUGAGACUUCCACCUUGCAAGACGGAGCGCUACCGCAGGUCAUUCCUCCCCUCUGCAAUAAGACUUUACAACGAACUGUAAUAAUAACUGGACUCACACCACCACUUUUUUCUAGCAUUUAAAUUGUGUAUAUUGUAGCUAGUUUUACUUUUCUUCUCCCUUUUUCCUUUUUCUGAAAUUUUUUCUUAAUUAUUACAUUUAUUUAAGUUCUUAAUAUUAGGAUCUUUAUUUUUAUAACUGCAUUUUUGCACUCUUUGUCUGUGAUGCUGCUGUGACAAAAAAAUUUCCCCCAUGGGGGAUCAAUAAAGGAAUAUUCUAUUCUAUUCUAUUCUGCUUUGACAUAAACACUUUUACAGAAUUAAGAUGCUAACCCCCAAUUUUCGCUGCAUCUGGAACGGCUCUGAUCCGCAAUGGUGGCAAUUUCACCUUCUGCCGUUUCCUACCGGAUCUGUUUCGUGGCGGAUUAUGGACUGCAAGAACCCGUGGAUUCACGUUCAAUCGUGUGAUAACGAGUUGUCUCUCUAAAGACAGACACAAAGACAUAUAAGCAGUAGAUUGUGUCCUUCCAGAGGUGGAAAUCUACUACUAGACUUCUAGAAUCAGCAUCUCCUCAUCCAUGGUGUCUUCGGGGUGAAAUGACGUCUAAAGACCUUUCACUUGUUCGUCUCCGCUCAUUUGCAUGGUGUGAAAUACGAUCUGCCUGAAUUACGGAGUGUUUUAUUUUGAAAAGAAGCCGGAUGUUUUAUUUUAUGUCUGUGCCUGACUUCCUUUCCAGCACGGGUUAAUCUGUGCUAAAUUUAUCCGGCAUGCUCCAGCGUCUGGAAAACAUAGAACUCUUGGGAUCAGCUGUGGAGUCCGGCGAUCUGCAGAGGAACGGAAAGAAGACGGUGGAAAUUGACACGUUAACUUGAAUGGUUACGAUCAGCUACGAUCGGAGGAUACGACAUUUUUGUGGCCGUUUCGGAUACAGUAAUUGGAGGUUAUGCUGACUGUGUGUAAGAAGUGGGCGGGGACAAAGUGAUGACACCACUCUAUUUGUUUACCAUAGUGUUGAUGCUUUUAUGCUGCGUUCGAGUUACCUCUGAAAUCAGAUGUCAGAGCUGAAAAUGACGUCGCAUCUAUGAAAGUUAUUUUAGCGCUUGCCUUAUAUUCGGACAAGGCAAGCACUAAAAUGAAUUUCGUAGAUGUAGCCAUCUUGUUUCUGCCUCCGAUUUUGCUUUUGUCUGUCUUGGUAACUGAAACGCUGGGAACUCGGGUGUGACGUCAUUUUUAGCUCGGGCAUCCAACUUCCAAGGUAACUUGAACGCAGCAUUAGUUUAUCUGUUUCCUACUAAACAAGUGUUUAAGAUCUAAAGUGACCAUAUAUGGACCAAAAGGUGGAGCCUGAGAAGAGAAGGACUGAACUGUCCGUCCUUCCCUCUGUCUGUUUGUCUGUCCGUCCAUCUGUCUGCAGAGUGUUUGGGGGUAAACCAGAAGAAGAGUCAGUCUGACGUGAAGACGAGACUUGAGGUAACCCGUGUUUCUGUUUUCAUUCACAUCCUGUGAUGUCACAUCAUGUGACCAAUCAAAUUUCUUCUAGAGGAGAACGGAGAGCAGGAGACAAAGAGAGGAUACACAGGGGAGGAAGAGGGAGAUAAAAAUAGAGGAGGAGGAGGAGGAGAGCACACUGGUGUGUUCAACCGCAGACGGCUCAGACCUGUCUCACCUCUCCUUCAGUGGUCAGUACCUGUUUGACUGGAAACUCUUCAAUCUGUACCUGUCUCACCUGUCUCCUUGUCUCACCUGUCUCCUUGUCUCACCUGUCUCUCUGUCUCACCUGUCUCAUCUCUGUGCUCAGGUUGGAGUGUGGACAGUCUCCUCACCAGCACAGUGAACAGCUCGUCCACAGAUGUCAUGCUGCGGUCAAACAUUACCAAGAAUGCCUCAGUGAGCUCUGAAAGGCACCCUCGUCGCUUCUCCUCUGCCUCUUCUCCUUUGGUGUACAGCGUUCUGGUGAGGGAAGAACAGGUGAGUGUGCUGACACUGUUCAGGUGAGGUGGACAGGAUGGAGGGUGGAGCAGAUUUUGUCUUGGAUGUAUGGUAGCCAAGAAGGUCAAAUUCAGUAGAACAAAAGUUAUUUCACAUUAUGGCACCUAAAGUCCUGGUUGACGAUCAAACUGAGCCCUUGAGGCAGGUUUGAAAAAAGCGUUCCACCCCCCACACACAAACCUCUCCCUUCUGUGCCUCAUGAUAACUCCCCCCUGAACCUGUAUCUCCCUCCCCACGACACACCCCUUCUAGCAGAGGAUCCUACGCUAACUUCAAAUAGGAUUCACCAUGUCGGAUUGUUAGUGAUUAGCAGCAGUAAACGCCAGCUCUGCUAGCUAGCUAGCAGCGUCGGCAGCUGCCUGGACAGCUAUUGUGUUGACAUUACAGAGACUAAUAAGAGUUAUUUAUGUGACAUGUGCCACGAUAAAAGGAGAUAAAAAUGACCUGUUCAACAAAAACUCUGCUGUCUCUGCGUCUGUUUUCUCCACCGCUUCAAAGAUGACCCGAUGUUUAUUCCAGUUAGAUUCCUCGCUUGGUCACAUUUCCUCUUCGUCUCUGCCCUUUCUUCUGUCAGCUUGCGUUUUCUUCCUACUUUUAGCGGUGGGGCGAGCAGAAGGUUUUUUUUCUUUCAUCCUUCUGCAUCACAGCUCCUGUAGCUAAGCUGCUACGCUACUUUUAGCCGUUAAGAACUCCGAGGAGGGCCCGGAGAGUGGGAGAGGACGAGUCGGAAACACGGGAGAGGGGUGUGUCAAAUAUAGCAAUGGAUUGGAUGAAGAGGCGGAGCAAGAGAUUGACCAAUAGGAGCUGUUUGGGACAUAAAUUUAGAAGUGCUGGGUUCCUAUCGAUUAUUCCUAAUGGCUGUGAAACGUCAUCAGCUGUCGGGUUAGGGUUAGGAGAUUCAGAAGUGCGAUUAUGUUGUGUUCGAUCUGCAGAGCUGACAGCCCGCGCUCGGCUUGAGCGUUUCCAGCUUUUCUAGCCAAUCAAAGGCGAAGGAGGCGGGACUUUCCGCUACCAUUCUACAAAAAAAUAUAUAUCAUGUCUGGGACAGAUGGCUCCGAUUGGUCAAUGUUUUUGCAGCCCUGCACCUGAUAGGGUGAACAGAUUUUUCCAUUCUUUUUUCUCUUCACUUUAUGGAGAUCGCACUAUAGGACCAUGAUCGCCAUAGAAACGAGGUUCAUAAUAACUGCCAAUCUCUACGAUCGUCAACCAUGACUUUAAAUAAAUCAAAACUAUCUCCCUGAGAAAUGAACCUUCUGGUGGAUUUUUUGACUUUAGACUCAGACUCUCAUUUGGUGAUGUUCGACAGUUUGAGGGCCUGUGCACACUCAGUGAGUUUGUACUGAUGGUGCCUACAACCUUUAUCAGGAUAUUAGAUUCAGGGUCAGUGUAGAGGAGCUCAUGCAGCAGAGAUGAGUCACUCCUUAGUCCAGACUUCUUCAUGCAGCCUGAUAAAAGUGAGUCACAGUAAUCCGGCCCAGAGGUGACAAGCGCUGGGACCGGUUCUUCUGGGUUCCUCUCAGACUGGAUUUUUCGGUGUUGGGACGGUGAACGAAGGCCGCUGUCAAAGUUUAGGAGGACUACUCUGAAUGAAAAGUUCCUGACCCCUUCUCUCUGCUCUGUCCCCUGUCUGUAUGUUCUCCAUUAUUAACACCUCUUCCUGAUUGGUCAGCCUCGCUACAGUCUGAGGAGCAGAAGGUCAGAGACUCGCUGA
Molecule: messenger RNA, 20815 nt
Organism: Xyrichtys novacula (pearly razorfish)
Lineage: Eukaryota; Metazoa; Chordata; Actinopteri; Labriformes; Labridae
Source: the annotation of a GenBank genome assembly